Ustilago hordei is the source of this 1365-nucleotide messenger RNA. RefSeq lists its product as uncharacterized. The transcript has a single exon. Gene Ontology annotation, biological process: mRNA processing. Lineage: Eukaryota; Fungi; Basidiomycota; Ustilaginomycetes; Ustilaginales; Ustilaginaceae. The record is from RefSeq and is a predicted model, not a curated record. Gene Ontology annotation, cellular component: mitochondrion. The coding region runs from base 1 to 1365 and encodes 454 amino acids.
AUGCGUGGUCGUUCCAUUCACGCUCGUUCGUUGCUCAGGCAAUCGAGUCGUAACACACCAGCGAUAGCUUCAGUCUCGCCAGCAGCAAGGAACUUCAUCUCCAGCUGUGGUUCGCGAUCAACACGCCCGCAGUCUCGUCGAGCUUCUUCGGUGCUUUCUUCGUCAAAAUCGUCUAGCAGCUCUUCGCCUUCCAACGGCGGCAACUCGUCUUCCUCCGGCAGCAACAACAACAGCAGCUCCGCAUCAUCGUCAUCAUCCUCGGCUUCCAACGCCGCUGCUACCGAAAAGCACCUCUCUGCCUCGGCAGCAUCGCCCCUCGUCAAAGUCAAGGCUUCAUCUGCUCGUCUCGCCAAGGCAAGCAUCUCCCCCGCCAACCCACCUCCCUCUUCGCUCGCUAGGAUUGCAUGGGAGAACUUUUUCUCGAAUGAACGACCUCUGCUUCAGCACGAGAUGCUGCCACCACGUCCCAAGCGUGCUGGUGGAUUCGGCUCUUCGACGUCUCCCUCGGGUGGCACUUUGACUGCCAUCUUCACAACAGACGGCUCGCUUGCCACUUUUGGCAAUUUUGAUAGCGAAACACAUCAGCAGUGGAGGCGAAGGAUGCGAAAUAUCUCACCAGAACGAUUCGGCGAGCUCAUCGAUGGUCUUGCAGGUAUUGAGUCUGAAGCAGCCAGCGACACUACCAAAGACAGUGCUACACGCUGGCUUGUCUCGAGCUUUCACCCUGAAUCGGAUCGCGUAGCUGUCGAGUCGGCCAAGCUGGAAGAGGAAGAAAGGAUCAGGGAGGAAGAGGAGGAAGCAGUGCAAAAUGCACUCGAACGCGGCGAAGAUGCCGAAACAGCACGCAAGCUUGGUGCUGAAGCGGAUCUCAUCAUCUUGGGUGAACCGCACGGUCCUUCGGCCGAAUGGUCGCGUGGUGUGGCUACUUAUCUUGCCGAAAAGGGUCGUGCUUACGAAGCUCCACCGGCGCCUGUUGCCGGUGAUGCUGCUGAAGCAGCUGAGCUCGAACCUGUUCAUGUCUCGAGCAGCGUCUUUUUCACCGAUGACGAUCCCAACUUGAUGCUCUCGCACGCUUUGGUUCAGUCGACACUGCCGCUUGCGCUGAAGUGGGACAAGCUGGUUGCGCAGAUGGACGCUGUUGCAUUGAACGACCCAUUACGAGCUGACAAUGUAGUGGACACGACCAAGUUGGAUGCCAAACUCGAGAAUGUGAAGGGCAAGCACGGGGAAGUGGGACCUUUGCUGGCAGCACACAACAUUAUGAUGGACAGUGUGAGGAGAAAGAGGAGAAAGAAGAUCAGAAAGCACAAGUAUAAGAAGUUGCGUAAGACGCAACGCGCUGAGCGACAGAAGAUGAAGAAGUAG